Molecule: messenger RNA, 2554 nt
Organism: Blepharisma stoltei
Lineage: Eukaryota; Ciliophora; Heterotrichea; Heterotrichida; Blepharismidae
Source: the annotation of a GenBank genome assembly
AUGUACACAAAUAGAGGAUUUUUAAGAAGAGACAAAAACUCCAAAUGAACUCAAAAUAUUUUUAACCCAUAUCCCCGUAUGGUUAAGCAUAAACCCAGCACCCCUCUCAAUGUCAAACUAGGUAGCAUUGGCAGUAAGAAAUAAAAGAGAUAUGCAGUAUUUUCGCUUCAAUGCUAUUAAAGCGCGACUUAUAGCAUGCUAUACAUAUAGUUAAUACUUUAUUUACAUUCCUGCUAUAAUCAAAAAAAUAUGGCAAAAAAUUUUUUAAACUAAUGAAUAUAGAGAAAUACGCUAUAUUUCGCUUUCUUAUCGUAUUUUUGCAUGCAUCAAUCCAUUUGAGUUCUGUUUUAAAAAUUAAUAGGCACAAAUAGAUCAAUUCAAGCAUUACUGUGUAUCAUAUGAUAUACAAUAUCUACAUCAUUACGCUAAAUUAAUGCGUCUUAACAGAUUUAAUAUAAUUAAAUAGCUUAUUUACAUAUAAUGCAUGAUAUAUCUAAUUUAAAUUUAAUGCAAAACUAUGAGCUAAAUUUUAGAGCCAUUUAAAAAUGGAUUGCACAUAAUAGGGAUAUAAAAUAAGGUAUUAUAAAGACUAGGUAGUUAGGUAUUGAUAAGGGGGAGAUGCUUAUGCAUGGCCACCCGUACUACUCAGCUUGCUGUGCCUACGUAUCCUAAAAUAUACGAAGGAAAAAACAAAUCUUUAUCUCCUACAAAGCCUAUUAGCACUAAUGAAGAAGCUGACCUUUUAGAUCAAUUCGGAAUUAGAAGCAAGUUUAAUGGCAGUUUCAACCCAAGUCCACAACCUCAACCUAAGUUUGAAAUAGCUCCAACAGCAGGUUAUGAAUCAGCUUGAAGGCUUCAUCAAAGUCCUAAAGUUUUAAAAGCCCCUCCUCUAAAUCUUCACAAAACCAACUCAAUUUUUGAAAUUCAAAGCGACAAAGGCUAUGGUGGUUUUCGUCGAUUUGCAGGGAUGGGAUUUCUGAUUACGCCAAAUUUAGCCUUUACCACAAACAUGGUAAUCCCAAACGCCACCCAGGCUACUAAAUCAAGUGUGCAUUUUUUGGAUUCUUACAACAUUCCUCAUGGGUUUGACCCAAAUGAGUUUUUCUUUACGCAUGAAGAACUAAACUUUACUAUCAUUGCGUUUAAAAAAGCUCCAUAUGGUGAAUACAAGCUACCACUGCCGUUACACGAAUUUUUCUCUUUAAAAGUAGACGACCCUGUAGUGCUUUACCACAAAAAGGUAGACUGCAAAAACGCUACACUAAUAGAUGAAGAUACAUUUUGCUACACUUCAGGGACUGAUAUUCCCCAAGGCUUGCCAAUUUUUGAUUAUAAUUGAGAGCUGCAAGGAAUUCACAACACAUCGACAUUUGGGACUAAAAUAAACCAAGCAACCAGAGUUGAUGCCAUUUUUAGAUUUUUGCUUUCGAUAAGGCACAUGAUUAAACACCAAGAACUUGAUAUGAUGCUUGAAUCGCAGCCUUAUGAAGUUAUUCAGCAAGCUCCAAAAAAACCGGUUAUUGAGCAAAAUAUUUAUUUAUUUUGGUUCGAAUGAUUCACGAGAAAUAUUUUUCGAUAUAAUUCGACACUCGAACUAUGAAAUAGGCUUGAGCCUAGUAAUUUAAGGGAACUUGAUGCUUCAGAGAACUGAUAUUUUUUAUGAAAUAGUAGAAUGGCUUAUACGCCUACAGGAAAUUGUGUAAUCCUCGGAGGAGUUUCUGAUAGAAAAGGUACAAUAAAAAAUGAUGCUUAUUUAUACAAACCUUCUGAUAACACCUUGCAUAAAUUGCCAGGAAUGCUUGAAGCGAGAGAGUCACCAGCAAUAGUGUGCUUGGAACAAUAUGUAUUUGUACUGGGAGGAAGAGCAGGAUUAAGCACUUGUGAGAGAUUUAGCUUUGAUACAUAUGAGUGGGUAAGCAUUGCACCUAUGGUUCAAGGGAGGUAUUCUCAUUGUGCAUGCGCUUUACAAGGAGAUAGAUUUAUUUAUGCAAUCGGAGGGUGUCCUAUUGAAGUGGUUGGGAAAAGCAUUGAAAGGUAUUUGAUUGAAGAAAAUACGUGGGAACUUGUAGCUCUUGCUCUUCCUGAACCACUGACACUUUUUGGAGCUUUACCUGUUUCGCAAAAUAAAAUUGCACUGUUGGGUGGGAAAUACACUAAGAGGGUUUUUGUAUUUGAAGUAAAUGAAAUGUACAUUGAUACUCAUUAUAAUCCUAGAUACUUGAUGCCUGAAAGUGAUAUUUUUAGACUUCAUGAGAUCCCAAGCUUCACAAGUAAUGUGGAAACAGUAUUUCCAGUUGUAAUUGAUGAAGGAAGUGAUAAAGUUUUAAUAAUGUCUGGAAAUGAUGGCUAUGCGCAUUUGCAGCUGACAACUUAUCCCUAUAAGCAUUUCUUAACGCUCAGUAACCCUGUUCAACCACAGCUACAAAAAAAUACUCUCUCAAGGUCUUAUCCUGAGCUUUCACAAAUCAGAAACACAGGUCUGCUACCUCCAAUCCACUCGAAAGGUUAUUUAGUUUCUCCUCAUCAGUACAGCUCAAGCCGAAUGUAUCUAUAG